AUGCCCAAACUACAAGUGGGGCCCGGAGAAAGUCUUUUUUGGGCCGAUCUGGCCGAGGUGCGAGCGAGCGGCCUCGAGCCGUUCAUGCUAUAUCGACUGGAGCUGAGCCUAGAGCACAAGACAAAAUUCCGGUCGCUAGCCUACUAUUUUUCCGACGAGCACGGGGCGUUGGAUUUGGCAAAGGAGGCGCCGGUUUUUGGCAUGUAUAAAGGCGUCGAUAAAAUGGGCCUAUUCACGGCUCUCUACACCCAUCCCGGGGAGCGGCAAACGGCCAAGCUGUUGCUCAAUCCACUGCCCGAGUUUUUGGAAUAUACACUCUCGCUGUAUCACCGAGAAGAGACGAGGGUUUUGGAUACGGUAAAGCUCACCCGAAAACUCAUACAUCCCGGAAUCACGCGCGAGCCGAUAAAGCAUAAUAAGCUGGAAGGAGCGCUGUACUACCCAAAAACUCGGGGACCCGAAAAAUUGCCGAGUAUUUUGGACUUGUACGGAGUAGCCAUGGGGACAAAGGAGCAUCGGGCGGCAAUGCUGGCCGCGCAGGGAUAUUGCGUAUUGGCUUUGGCGAUUUUUGGAACCGGAAAAUUGAGCAAGAAGCAUGAGGACGUCACCACGGAAUAUUUGCAGCUAGCAGUCGAUUUUCUGACCCAACUACCGUACACCCAGAGCCGCUGCGCGGUCGUGGGUACUUCCUUUGGCGGCACCCUCGGCUACCACUUGACGUUCGAAAAACCGGAGGUAGCCUGCGCCGUGAGUAUCAACGGCCAACGCGGACACUACAUGGUGUCGCAGAUGAACGCAGGGGGCGAGAAGCUGCCAUGGACCCCGGUGCUCCCCCACAACCUGCCCAACAUUGACCACUACGGCGGGUUCAUCUCCUAUGGCCGGAUGUACGGGUCGUGCGAGCUGGACGAGGAGCACAUGCUGCGUUUCGAGAAGCUACGCCAGGAUCAGCAUCUGCUGUAUAUAGCCGGCGGCCAAGACCGAGCCAUCGAUGCCCAGGUGCAGGGGCGAGAGAUCGAGCGUCUAUUGGAAAGUAAUGGAGUCGGGAAGCAGUUUGAGUUGCUAGAGCUGCCUGACUGUGGCCACAUCAUUGAUCCUCCGUAUAUGCCACUGAAUGAUUUUUUGUAUCAAGGAGGACGCUACAUGGCCUUCGGCGGCGAUCCAUACCCGCAUGGCGUGGGACAGCACGUAGCCUGGAAGAAACUCCUCGAAUUCCUUGAGAAGCACAUUGGCCCGGGGACCUGCAUUACCGGCAAUAAAUUG
Molecule: messenger RNA, 1263 nt
Organism: Mesorhabditis spiculigera
Lineage: Eukaryota; Metazoa; Nematoda; Chromadorea; Rhabditida; Rhabditidae
Source: the annotation of a GenBank genome assembly